Molecule: messenger RNA, 4417 nt
Organism: Pan troglodytes (chimpanzee)
Lineage: Eukaryota; Metazoa; Chordata; Mammalia; Primates; Hominidae
Gene: ATF7IP
Product: activating transcription factor 7 interacting protein
Exons: 15
Coding region: 430-4239 (1269 amino acids)
Biological process (GO): regulation of DNA-templated transcription
Cellular component (GO): nucleus; transcription regulator complex
Molecular function (GO): protein binding; transcription coregulator activity
Source: RefSeq, a predicted model, not a curated record
GGGAGGUACUUAACUGCACACAGUUGCUGCAGACCUAAUAGUUGGCAGCAUAGAAAGCAGUACAAAGAAUUCUGAUUCUAGGCAUUUUCACUUUGAAAUAGUCAUUUUGAAGAUAUACUCUGUGUGUUCUGUGAGCUUCAUUGACAUAUUGUCUGACGUUUUUUGGCUUUUGUGGUAAAUGGGAUGUAUGCUGCACAAACUACCCAACAGAUGUGAACCACUGUUUGAAAGGAAUUUUAAUAUGUAGCCAACCUACUGUAUUCUUGUUUUUUUUUUUUAAUGAAUAUGAAUCAAACAAGAAAUUUAGACUCAAGAAGGCUGACCUAGAAGUCUGCAUUAGCUUUUAAUGUUUAUACAAAUGAACUAAGUAGCAGUGGUUUACAGAAGAGGAAGUCCUUUUCACAGUGUCAAGCUGCCCACAGAUUCAGAAUGGACAGUUUAGAAGAACCUCAGAAAAAAGUCUUUAAGGCUCGAAAAACGAUGAGAGUGAGUGAUCGUCAGCAACUUGAAGCAGUGUACAAGGUCAAAGAAGAACUGUUGAAAACUGAUGUCAAGCUGUUAAAUGGCAACCAUGAAAAUGGAGAUUUGGACCCAACCUCACCUUUGGAAAACAUGGAUUACAUUAAAGACAAGGAAGAGGUGAAUGGCAUUGAGGAGAUUUGUUUUGAUCCUGAAGGAAGUAAAGCAGAAUGGAAGGAAACACCCUGUAUCCUAAGUGUUAAUGUAAAAAACAAGCAGGAUGAUGAUUUAAAUUGUGAACCUUUGUCUCCCCAUAAUAUAACUCCAGAACCAGUCUCUAAACUGCCUGCUGAACCAGUUUCUGGUGAUCCAGCCCCUGGUGAUCUGGAUGCCGGAGAUCCAGCCUCCGGAGUACUGGCCUCUGGUGAUUCCACCUCUGGUGAUCCCACCUCUAGCGAGCCCUCCUCUAGUGAUGCUGCCUCUGGUGAUGCAACCUCUGGUGAUGCCCCUUCUGGUGAUGUGUCCCCUGGUGAUGCCACCUCUGGUGAUGCCACUGCUGAUGAUCUCUCCUCUGGUGAUCCCACCUCUAGUGAUCCCAUCCCAGGUGAACCGGUCCCUGUUGAACCCAUUUCUGGUGAUUGUGCCGCUGAUGAUAUAGCCUCUAGUGAAAUAACUUCUGUUGAUCUGGCUUCUGGAGCACCAGCUUCCACUGAUCCAGCCUCUGAUGAUCUGGCCUCUGGUGAUCUAUCCUCUAGUGAACUGGCCUCUGAUGAUCUGGCCACUGGUGAACUGGCCUCUGAUGAGCUGACUUCUGAAUCAACCUUUGAUCGUACCUUUGAACCAAAGUCUGUACCAGUUUGUGAACCAGUUCCUGAAAUUGACAAUAUAGAACCAAGUAGCAAUAAAGAUGAUGAUUUUCUUGAAAAAAAUGGAGCUGAUGAAAAAUUAGAGCAAAUUCAGAGUAAAGACUCAUUGGAUGAGAAAAAUAAAACUGAUAAUAAUAUUGAUGCUAAUGAAGAAACUCUAGAAACAGAUGAUACAACUAUUUGUUCAGAUCGACCUCCUGAAAAUGAAAAGAAGGUAGAGGAAGAUACUAUCACAGAGCUUGCUCUUGGAGAAGAUGCUAUAUCUAGCAGUAUGGAAAUUGACCAAGGUGAAAAGAAUGAAGAUGAAACUUCUGCAGAUCAUGUAGAAACGAUUAAUGAAAAUGUUAUUGAAGAUGACAAAAGUGAGAAUAUCUUAGAAAAUACAGACUCUAUGGAGACAGAUGAAAUCAUUCCUAUUUUGGAAAAGCUUGCACCUUCUGAGGAUGAACUUACUUGCUUUUCUAAAACAUCUCUCCUUCCAAUCGAUGAGACAAAUCCAGAUUUGGAAGAGAAAAUGGAAAGUUCUUUUGGUUCACCAUCUAAACAAGAAAGUAGUGAGAGUUUGCCAAAAGAAGCCUUUCUGGUCCUCUCUGAUGAAGAGGAUAUUUCGGGUGAAAAAGAUGAGUCUGAAGUUAUAUCGCAAAAUGAAACGUGCUCUCCAGAAGUAGAAAGUAAUGAAAAGGACAACAAACCUAAGGAAGAAGAGCAAGUAAUACAUGAAGAUGAUGAAAGACCUUCUGAGAAAAAUGAAUUUUCUAGACGAAAACGUUCUAAAUCAGAAGACAUGGACAAUGUACAGUCUAAACGUCGUCGAUAUAUGGAAGAAGAAUAUGAGGCAGAAUUUCAAGUAAAGAUUACAGCCAAAGGAGACAUUAACCAGAAACUUCAAAAGGUUAUACAGUGGUUGCUGGAAGAAAAAUUGUGUGCGCUGCAGUGUGCUGUAUUUGAUAAGACUUUGGCAGAAUUGAAAACACGAGUGGAAAAGAUUGAAUGUAACAAGAGGCAUAAAACAGUUCUCACUGAACUACAGGCCAAGAUAGCCAGGUUAACCAAACGCUUUGAAGCAGCCAAAGAAGAUCUUAAGAAAAGACAUGAACAUCCACCCAACCCACCAGUAUCACCAGGAAAAACUGUAAAUGAUGUCAACAGCAAUAAUAACAUGUCUUACAGAAAUGCAGGCACAGUGAGACAGAUGCUGGAGUCCAAAAGAAAUGUAAGCGAGAGUGCACCACCAUCCUUUCAAACUCCUGUGAAUACAGUAUCUUCAACCAAUCUUGUCACUCCUCCAGCAGUUGUCAGUAGUCAACCUAAAUUGCAGACUCCAGUGACUUCGGGUUCCCUCACAGCAACGUCAGUUCUUCCUGCACCCAAUACAGCUACUGUAGUUGCUACUACUCAGGUGCCUAGUGGAAAUCCCCAGCCUACAAUCUCUUUACAGCCUUUGCCAGUGAUUUUGCAUGUACCUGUUGCAGUAUCCUCCCAGCCUCAGCUUCUACAGAGCCAUCCAGGGACUUUGGUGACUAAUCAACCAUCUGGCAAUGUUGAAUUCAUUUCUGUGCAAAGCCCACCUACAGUGAGUGGUCUUACCAAAAAUCCAGUAUCCUUGCCAUCCUUGCCAAAUCCCACUAAACCAAACAACGUUCCUUCUGUGCCCAGUCCUAGUAUUCAAAGGAACCCUACUGCCAGUGCUGCACCAUUGGGAACAACACUUGCUGUGCAGGCUGUUCCAACGGCACACUCUAUUGUACAAGCCACAAGGACUUCUUUACCCACAGUGGGCCCAUCAGGACUCUAUAGUCCAUCAACUAAUCGAGGUCCUAUACAGAUGAAAAUUCCAAUUUCUGCAUUUAGUACUUCAUCUGCUGCAGAACAGAACAGCAAUACCACCCCAAGAAUUGAAAACCAGACAAACAAAACAAUAGAUGCUUCUGUCAGUAAGAAAGCAGCUGAUAGCACAUCACAGAGUGGAAAAGCCACUGGCAGUGAUUCAAGUGGUGUCAUUGAUCUCACAAUGGAUGAUGAAGAGAGUGGAGCUUCACAAGACCCCAAAAAACUAAAUCACACUCCUGUAUCAACCAUGAGUUCUUCUCAGCCUGUGUCACGACCAUUGCAACCCAUACAACCAGCACCGCCUCUUCAACCAUCUGGGGUGCCAACAAGUGGACCAUCUCAGACCACCAUACACUUACUACCUACAGCUCCAACUACCGUGAAUGUAACACAUCGUCCAGUAACUCAGGUGACCACAAGACUCCCUGUACCAAGAGCUCCUGCAAACCACCAGGUGGUUUAUACAACUCUUCCUGCACCACCAGCUCAGGCUCCCUUGCGAGGAACUGUUAUGCAGGCUCCUGCUGUUCGGCAGGUCAAUCCCCAAAAUAGUGUUACAGUUCGAGUGCCUCAAACAACCACAUAUGUUGUAAACAAUGGACUAACCCUGGGAUCAACAGGACCUCAGCUCACAGUGCAUCACCGACCACCACAAGUGCAUACUGAGCCCCCACGCCCUGUGCACCCAGCACCCUUACCAGAAGCUCCACAACCACAGCGUCUGCCCCCAGAAGCUGCCAGCACAUCUCUGCCUCAGAAGCCACACUUGAAGUUAGCACGAGUUCAGAGUCAAAAUGGCAUAGUACUGUCAUGGAGUGUCCUGGAGGUGGAUCGAAGCUGUGCCACUGUUGAUAGCUACCAUCUCUAUGCUUACCAUGAGGAACCCAGUGCCACUGUGCCCUCACAAUGGAAAAAGAUUGGGGAAGUCAAGGCACUUCCCUUGCCCAUGGCAUGUACUCUCACCCAGUUUGUAUCUGGUAGCAAAUACUACUUUGCAGUACGAGCCAAGGAUAUUUAUGGACGUUUUGGGCCUUUCUGUGAUCCUCAGUCAACAGAUGUGAUCUCUUCUACCCAGAGCAGUUAAACCUUGGAGCCUUUAUAUUUUCCUCUUUUAAAAUUUCCACCUUUUGGUCUUGUUUUUAAUCUUGUGCAUGAUACCCCAUGUAAAAUCCACCUUGUGCAAGAUUUCUUGGACAGAUGUGUGUAUACACUACAUUUGUUUAUAACCAGAAGCAAAAUAAACUCAGUCCACAAAGCUAGAA